Molecule: messenger RNA, 3305 nt
Organism: Diabrotica virgifera virgifera (western corn rootworm)
Lineage: Eukaryota; Metazoa; Arthropoda; Insecta; Coleoptera; Chrysomelidae
Exons: 2
Coding region: 125-871 (248 amino acids)
Source: RefSeq, a predicted model, not a curated record
ACACGAAGAGUAACGAACUAGUAACGAUCGUGGAAAUAUCAACCUUGUUUUGGGUCGUCGGUCGUCGGCGUCGUGCAGUUAUAUUUAGUAGUCGUGAACAGUGAAAAAGAUAAACGUUUUAAUAAUGACGACUGCUAAAAUUUUAAGAAUGAAUGAUGCAGAUACCAAUAAGUUUGUGAUAUUAUAUAAAAAUGAGCCAGUUUUGUGGGAUCCGUCGAGAGAGGAAUAUAAAAAACGAGAGUGUCGUGCAGCUGCAGCAAGAAGAAUUGCUGCUGAAAUGGACAUUCGUGGUUUCACAGAAGUCCAUGUAGUAAUCAAAUUUAAAAAUUUGCGUAGUUCCUAUAUGCAAGAACUAAAAAAAAUUAAGCAGAGCAUGAAGUCUGGUUGUUCUCCUGAUGAAGUGUAUACCCCUAAAGUUGGAUGGUUCACAAUAAUGGAUGGCUUUCUCAAACCACAUGUAAAAUCAAGAGAAAAUCAGUUAAAUUUGGAACCUUUCGUAUCCAUAAUUGAAGCUUCACCUGAAGAUAAUGAAACACCAUCUCAACAAUUGUACGAAAAAGAAGCAUCCACAUCUAAAGAAGAGAAAUGGCAAAGUGACUCUUUGAAACGAAAAAUUGAACCGAGUACUCCAACCAUAUUCCGUAAACAGAAACUAUCUUCGAUACCUGCUGAAAAUGAUGUUAAUUCUUCGACAGAAAAACUAGAUGAUGUUCGUAAAAGACCUGCUAAUGAUAGUGUAUCAACAGAAGAUUGUUUCGAUCAUUUUGGAAAAUAUAUUGCUUCUCUUUUACGAACUCUACCAGAAGAGCGAUCAUUUCAACUACAAUCAGAAAUAGUCUCUCUCAUUUUGAAACCGUCAAAUCCCAUAUAAUUAAUAGGUACCCUCUAUGCGGUCUUCAGUCAGGACAAAUUUAACGAAAAAUACAGAAUUUUAACUAAAGUGAACCACCGUCGAUAGAAAGUUUUCAAAACUGGACUCUAUAUUCUGUUUUUUUUUUAGAUGUAGAAGAUGUAUACAAAAAGAUCUCAUGUUCGAGUUAACUUCGGCCAUUCGCAAUUAGUAUACAAUGAUGAGUGCGCUAAAAACUGACAAAAGUGAUGAAACCAGUAGAGGUGGGAAAUUAUCGUUAGAACCUAUAAAUUUAUAUUACAUUACAUGAUAUUUUCCCACCUUUAGACUUCAGCUUAAGAACUCCUUUGCUUCACUCACAAUAAUUAUACAUAUGACAUUUAGUAGAAUAUUUUAGUUGAGUUAUUUUUAUUACAAGUUUAGCUUGAUUGAUAAUUAAAAUGGCUAUUAAUUAAUGAUUUUUUUACUAGCAUAAUAUUAUGUCUAAAUUGAUAUAAUUAUUAUUUAAACUAAAAGGGAUGUUCCCUAGGUUGGCUGUAUGUAUACCAUAUAGUUAAAAAACUCUAACAUGAAGUAAAAACCACUUCUAUUAAAUUUAUAUAUUUAUUAAAAUUUAAAAUCCCAAUGGAUUGAAUAAAAUGUGUCCAAUUCAGAACGUUUUCAGACCUAUCGGUCCAUAUCAGUGAAUUUGAAUACUUGCUAAAUAGCCCCAGAACCAAACAAUGUUAAAAGAUAUUACUCCAUUAAAAUGUUACAUUUUUUAAUCCGUACCAUGCAUUUCUUAGAGGAGUCAAUUUUAUUUCUUUAAUAUGUAGGGGGGUUCAGCAGAAGCUUAAGUUCAAGUUUUUUGGGGUCGCCACCCUUGUCCCCCGGCCGCCAUCUUGGAAAUGGGGUGCAAGGGAGUUUCGCGCUAUAUCUCGUAAACUACCAACCCUACGGAAAAUCUAAUUAAACAUAAAAAGUAGCAAUUUAAAUUUUAUACAAUUUUGUUUCUAUUACUUUUUAUCGUCAAGUGACCAACAAAAAAGAUAUAAACAAAAAUAUGUAAAAAUUUUUUUAACAAGUUUCCUUUUGGAGGUUAUAACUUUUUUUCAGUUCAUUUUAAAAUAAAAUAACAUUUUAGCAAUUUUGUAGAGGGUUUUUCAGCGAACAAUUUCCACUAAAAAGUUGUUUAAUUCUAUUUAUUUAUAUAGGUUUUACAGCGCUCCAAACUUGACCAGAUUCUCGAAUGCUCAUAGGGAUACAAUAAAAACAAAGGUUAGGCUUACUUUUCUAUCUAUAUAUAUUUUUUAUUCAUACAAUUUAUUAUAAUUUUAACAUUCCUAUGCUAUUAUUAAUCUGUUUUUGACCUUUUUUCCCAUUAUAAAACUUAUAACCCUAAGCAUAUCGACGCUGCCAAGGCAAAACGGCAUAAACGCCAAAAUGGCCAGUUUUGAGGUAGAUGCACGAAAAAAUAGGAUUUUAAUUUCCGCACCAGACAGUCACCGCGGCAUAACCGAAAACAAAGUGAAAUAGGUGUAAUAUUGGUUUAAAGUUUUUAUAAACGCCAGUCUAGUCACGCACGUGAAGGUCGACGUGAACAAUGAUUGACACAACCGCCAGUGCCCAUAAGAUUAUCAUUGUGUACAGUUCGGUCCAGUAAUAAUAGUAAAGGUAUGUAUUUUUACAAUUUUUAUGGAUAAGUAAUAUGAUAUUACUUACCUCUGCAAUAUUUUCAAUUUGUAUUGAUUUUUGAAGCGUAAACACCCUGAAUUUCUUUAAAAACUAUGAGGCGUUUAUGUCAAAACCAAAUAUUUACAUCGUGGUUGACACAAGCGCCAUUCCUCAAUGGUAUUCUUAUGCAGGUUUCUUUUUUAAAAAUUGCGCAAAUAAAAAGUUUAGUUUAAAAUGUUUUAUUAUAACUUUGUACUAGUGUGAUGAACAAUUAUUUUUGUACUACAGCAUAUAGUUCAAAUCAAUUUUAUAUAGCUAAAAAUGGCGAUCGAUUUUUGGCGUUUAUGCCAUAGUAUUUUAGCAGAAGUAAAAAAUAAUGGUCUUACUAAAUGAAAAUAAGUCAUAUACCGAAGUAGCACAAAAUGAUAUACAGACUGGCAAUAAUUCCCCUAUAUUCCCCUUAGAGGUUUAUGACAUUUAUAAUGCCAACAUUGCAGAAGCUUUUAGCAAUAACAUUAUCAUCUUUGAGGAACCACCAGACGUUGCAGCAGAAGAAUAAAUAUUUAGUCACGAUCUCACAUCAUGUUUCAACUUGCAGCAACAGAAUUGAUUAUUAAACCAGAGUAUCAUGCAGAAUAUUUAUCUCUAAAAAUGAACAACAUAGUUCCAGAUCAACUGGAUGAAACAGAUGUACAAGAUGAAACGGAGAGAAUUUUUUUUUAAAUUGUUUAAAAGUUAAAAGUUGUUAAAUAUUUUUCUGUUAUUUUUCUGUUUUUUUUUACUAACUUUUAUUUUGAACUAU